Messenger RNA from Glycine soja, 2311 nucleotides. Its product is annotated as inactive leucine-rich repeat receptor-like protein kinase CORYNE. The transcript has 2 exons. The coding region runs from base 794 to 2017 and encodes 407 amino acids. The record is from RefSeq and is a predicted model, not a curated record. Gene Ontology annotation, biological process: protein phosphorylation. Lineage: Eukaryota; Viridiplantae; Streptophyta; Magnoliopsida; Fabales; Fabaceae. Gene Ontology annotation, molecular function: protein kinase activity; ATP binding.
AGAAGAGGUAUGGCUCUUUGUUUGUUGUCAUCAGAUGAGAGAGAAACAAAACAAAGAGACAAUCACUGAAUCACUCUCACUCACUCUGCAUGCUGUGUGCGUGACUCUGUCAUUGUGUUUUGUGUUUUAAGCACUUUGCAGUUUAGUUUCUGAGGAGCGUUUUUUUUUUUUUCUUUCUUAUGAGUGUGUGUCUGUUCUUAGUUGCUGUUAUUGUUGUUCAAGUUUCGGUUACUACUACUACUACCACAUGUCCAUGCCCCUUCAAUUUCUGUUCAACUUUGUGACUUUUUGUUUGGUUUCUAAGGAAAAAGAUUGCAACUUGUUUCUGGGUCUAGUUUGCUUUUGGUUGGGUUUGUUAGUCACCGCUGGCAACUCGGAAUAGUGGGUUUUUUUUUGGAGGGUGUUUUUUUUCUUCUUUUGGAGGUUCAAAUUCUUGUUCUGAUUCGUUUGAAGGUGGGAAAUUUAUGGGUGCUGAGAGGAGGAAAAAGAUGGGAUUUGGUGGAAUAAAUGUAAAACUAUUCGGCGACAACAUGUCUGCUUGCUUUUUUGGGACGGCUUUCUUGUGAAGAUUUUGGGUUUAAAAGGUUGAGGAAGAUGCUUAUGCCUUAUGCUUAUGCUUGCAACUUUUUUUUUAAAACCCAUUUUAGCAUCAAGUAUAAAAGUUUCUUCUUGGUCUUGUUUCCAAGUGUUUGAGGUGAUGGGGGUUUUGAGCAUGUGAGUGAUUCAUGCCUCAUUUUGGAGCUUCUGAGAUUGGUUUCUGGUUGUGGCUUUGUUUGUUUUGCGUUGUGCUUUCAUGUUUAGGAAAAGGCACACCCUUUCUUCUCUUGCAAGGGAAUUGUUGGCAUUUCAGCCACUUUUUCUUCUCUUCUUGUUCAGCUUGCACCACAACACUAUGCAGUGUCAAGGAAGGUUGAGUAAACAUGUUUCUUCUGAGCCUCCCUCACCUUCUAGGUCAACACCAUCACCACCAUCUUCAUCAGGAUACAAGGAUGACCCUAGGAAGAUAAUUUUGAGCAUGGUUUUAGGAGCAGUCACUGGACUAGUUUCUUCUGCUCUCUUUGCACUUGUGGUUCGUUGUGUUGUUCAGUAUCUGAACCGCACACCAAUCCUCAAGGGACCUGUCAUAUUCUCCCCCAAAAUUGCCCCCAUGACACUCCAAUCAGCUUUGGCAAAGGAAAACCACUUGCUCGGUUCGAGUCCUAAUGGGAAGUACUACAAAACUGUGCUUGACAAUGGACUCACUAUUGCAGUCAAAAGGCUAACACCCUUUGAGAGUAAUUCCCCGGAGGCUAAGAGAAAAUCAGUGAAGAGGCAGAUACAAACUGAGCUUGAGCUUCUUGCAAGCCUUAGGCAUAGGAACUUGAUGAGUUUAAGGGCCUAUGUUCGUGAGCCUGAUGGGUUCUCAUUGGUUUAUGAUUAUGUUUCCACUGGGAGUCUUGCUGAUGUGUUGAGUAAAGUGAGGGAGAAUGAGUUGCCCUUUGGUUGGGAAGUUAGGCUCAGGAUUGCUGUUGGUGUGGUGAAGGGUCUUCAGUAUCUUCAUUUCACUUGUGUGCCUCAGAUUCUGCACUACAACUUGAAGCCCACAAAUGUGAUGUUGGAUGCUGAGUUUGAACCUAGAUUGGCAGAUUAUGGGUUGGCUAAACUUCUACCCAAUUUGGAUGGAGGAAGUUCUCUCUACACUCCUCCUGAAUGUUUCCAUAAUUGCAGGUACACUGACAAAAGUGACAUCUUUAGUUUUGGCAUGAUACUAGGUGUUUUGUUAACUGGUAAGGAUCCUACAGAUCCAUUCUUUGGAGAAGCAGCCAGUGGGGGAAGUUUGGGAUGUUGGCUGAGACACUUGCAGCAAGCGGGCGAGGCGCACGAAGCUCUAGAUAAGAGCAUGUUAGGGGAAGAAGGUGAGGAAGAUGAGAUGCUAAUGGCGGUUAGGAUUGCUGCUGCAUGCCUCUCUGAUAUGCCUGCAGAUAGGCCUUCUAGUGAUGAGCUUGUUCACAUGCUAACGCAACUGCACAGUUUUUGAACCAAACCUUGAUUCUUCUGUUUCUAGAGAUUUUUUUUCCCCUUCUCUUAUCCCCUUUUCUGUAAUAAGAUGAUAGGGGUAUUUGAUUGGUGGCCAUGAUUCUGGUGUAAUUGAUUGUUUUCCGUGAUCUUGGUUUUCAUGGUGUGGUUUCAAAUAUUCCAUUUUCUCUUUCUCUAUUGUCUUCCCUUUUCUUUUGGCUGGUUUUGCAGGUUGUGGUUGGUUUAGAUCACACUAGUAUAUUAUGUUUGUAAAUGACUAGUCAUGUUAACAAGAGUUUUCUUUUCUUGCCCAGUA